This is a messenger RNA of Odontomachus brunneus, 1609 nucleotides long. RefSeq lists its product as uncharacterized. Gene Ontology annotation, cellular component: extrinsic component of mitochondrial inner membrane. NCBI's taxonomy places the organism in Eukaryota, Metazoa, Arthropoda, Insecta, Hymenoptera, Formicidae. The transcript has 2 exons. The coding region runs from base 64 to 1365 and encodes 433 amino acids. The record is from RefSeq and is a predicted model, not a curated record.
UUACUCUGAAGUAAAUAUCACAAACAGUAUUCAUAUAAAUAAUAAUUAAUAAUACUUAUAACGAUGAACAACAGAAAAGUAAUAAUUUUUGCUGGGCCAUACACAGAAGACAAAUACAACCAAUUUUUCAAUCCAAACGUUUGUCAUGUUUGCAAAAAUCCCAGCAGAUACUUGAUAACGUGUAAUCUCUGUAAUUUGAUAUCUUACUGUUCAGAGGAGCAUAAGGAGAUACACAGAAUCUUGCACUCGGAAUUCUGCAUAGCUGUGGCAAGGAUAAUAACAGAAAAAUCUUUCUCGGAUACGUAUCCUAGCUUGGAACAUUGGAUAGCAUCACGGGACGAUAUUUUACAACGAAUACAGCCUAAUUUGUCACGUUACGUAUACCAAUACGAAAAAGAGAUGAUAUUAUGUGCAAAGACGUGUUAUGUAUGUUACCGACAGAUAAACGUAAGUCCUUGCAACAUUUGCUAUUCAGCCAAUUUUUGUAAUGAUCACCAAAUACUAUGUAGUGUAUGGAAAGGACAUGGGAAAGAGUGCGUUGAGCUGUUGGUAUUACUGAACAUGAAUAUAAGUGAUAUUAUCAACGACAAAAUAGAGACAUGGAUUAAUCAAAAUAGGAAAUUCUCCAAAUUCCCUUAUAGUAAAGAUUUUCAUGACAAUAUUACAUUUAUUAAUAGCUAUGUACUCAGUAGAGAUCCAUAUACUCAUCGUAAGAUGUUAGAUGAUCCUAAUUCAACUCUUGCCUGGACAUUCGAGCAAUAUGUAUAUUCUGAUGCUAUAUCCAAUCCGCUAACAUUAUUCUACGCGUUGAAAGAAUCAAAUAUAUUAUAUGAUACAAUGAAGACAGAUAAAUACAUUGUUCAUCUUAUAGACGCAAACAGAAAAGAUGUAAUAUCUUUGCAAACUUGGCAUAUUUUCUUACAUUUCUCUAGAAGAAUAAAGGAAUUGCAUAUUGUACUUAUAAAAUCGCCAAUUUUCGAAUCGCGCGAUCUAGGGUCUGUUUGUUCAACGUGCCGUACAUAUGGACAGAAACUUUAUGUUAAAAAUGUAUCAGAAACGUACUACACGUAUGUACGCUCAGAGUCAUAUGAGCCACCAAAUGUGAUUAUACUUCAAACACGAAUUAGUUCCAUGGGAACAUGGCUUGGAUCUAUAACAGCAAUAAUAGCCCAGAGGCGCCCAUUACUUUUAACCGCUGACACGGAAAUGACAGUGAAAGGAAAUAUAAAUAAAAUAGAAGAGGUAACAGGCGAAACUAAAAAACGCUUGUACAGAAAAAAUAAAUUCCGCGGGUGUAGGCCAUAUAGAAACUAUGUAACUGGAGGAUGUUGUUACCGAAAUGCGUAUUUUAUUAUGUAUUUUUGAAUUUAAAUUACAUGACCGACCCAGUCAAAUGUUGAAGAAGCAUGAAAAGAUACAUGGAAGCUCACCCCUGGAACUCUGCAGCGACCUAGCAAGUAUCAUACUUGACAAAUCGAAUUGGAAUAUACAUCAUAUUUGGGAAGAAUAGAGAGAAGCACGGAAGGAAAUUUUAAUAAUUUAAAUCUGUCAGGUAUACAUCCGUACGUAAUAGAUGUGACAUUAUGCGCAAAAUAGUAUUAUAAGGGUC